GCCGGGCAGGACCCGCUCCGGUGUUGCGGGCCGACGGCGGAGGGGUCAGGGUCCGCUCCGCACCGGGUCACGGCAGGGCGGGCGCCGCACUUUGGCCGCGAGCCCGGGGGCGAGGCAAGCAGCGGGGCUAGAAAUACCCGGGCGGCCUCGGCCCCGCGCGCAGAGGAGGCGCCCGGCCCGGGGCUUGUUUCUGACAACCCCAGCGAUGUGGAGAAGCCUGGGGUUUGCCCUGGCUCUCUGUCUCCUCCCCUGGGGAGGAACAGAGAGCCAGGGGCAAAGCUCCUUUUGCAAGCGACCUCCAGCCUGGAGCAUAGGGGAUCACGACCCAAUGCUGAAUUCCAGUGGGUCGGUGACCGUGAUAGCUCUUCUUCAAGCCAGCUGAUCCUUUUGCAUUGUGCAGGCUUCUAGAUUGGAAGACCUGCGAGUAAAACUGGAGAAAGAAGGUUUUUCUAACAUCUCCUAUGUUGUUGUUAAUCAUCAAGGGCUCGCUUCUCGAUUAAACUAUAUGUAUCUUAAAAAUGAGGUUUCAGAGCAUAUUCCUGUUUAUCAACAAGAAGAAAACCAAACAGACGUCUGGACUCUCUUAAAUGGGAACAAAGAUGACUUCCUCAUAUAUGACAGAUGUGGCCGCCUUGUACAUCACCUCGGCAUGCCUUUCUCCAUCCUGAGCUUCUCGUAUGUGGAGGAGGCCAUUAAGAUCGCUUACUGUGAAGAGAAAUGUGGAAACUGCUCUCUCACGACUCUGAAAGAUGAAGACUUCUGUAGAAAUGUGUCUUUGGCUACCAUGAGAAAAGAAACAGAGGCUCCCGAGUCACUGCAUCAUCACCAUUACCAUCACCAUCACCAUCACCAUCACCGUCACCGUCACCAUCACCACACACAUGGGCAUCAGCACCCCGGGAACAGCCGGCUUUCAGAGAACCAGCAACCGGCAGCACCAACCUCGUCUGAGCUCGCCCCGCCUCCAACCCUUCACACCCAUCAUAAGCUCGCGGGCCCCCAGAGACAGGGUCACCCAGUGCACUGAGAUGUGCCAGGAAGUGAAACUCUACCACUCUCUUCUUCACAAAAGAAACUCUGAGGAAAGAGGUGCAUAAAUCAGUUACUCUGAAAGUUGCCCACAGAUCCAGAGGUAGCUCCUAAUAGCUGAUGCUGACAUUGUCGACAUCUGAUAUUUGCAAAAACAGGGUCUGCAAUCACCUGACAGUGCCAAGAAACCCUCCCCUCUCUAUGUAGCUGACAGGGACUUUGGGCAGAGGAGAAUGUCACCGAGUCUUGACAGUGACGUUUGCUUCCAGCUGCCUGACAGGAAGGUCCACAGCCCAAGCCCACGGAAGCCAGCACCAACUGAAGCUGAAAAAAUAAGGCAGAAAGGUGAAAAUGACCUUCAAACUAAAUAUUUAAAAUAGGAUAUACUCCCAAGUCAGUAGAGAUGCAAUUUCACUUAGCAUUUUCACAAGCCACCUAAUUCAGGAUGAUUACAAAUUAGGAAUUGGAUUUGUGCAAACAUAAAAAUAAUCUAUAUUGGUUUCCAAAUUUUAAGAUUUAUCCCAAAGAAAAUUUUGACCCAAACCAUUCAAAAAAUAUUUUUUUAUUUUUUAUUAAAGGGCAACUGAAAGGUGAUUGCAGCACUUGGUUCAUCUGUCUUUCUUCUCCUUCCUCCAGUGUUCUACUUGCGUUAAUGAGAACAGGAACGUAAACUAUGACCUAGGGGUUUCUGUUGGAUAGUCAGCAAUUUAGAAUGGAGGAAGAACAACAAAGACAUAUUUUCCAUUUUUCUUAAUUCUCAAAACAAUAUUAUCUUUGUCUUUUUUAACUUACUAACUGAUUAAACCCUUAAAGGAAGAUGUGAAUUCUGUCUUUUAAGAUCCAGAAAUACUUAACAUCUGAGUAUUUUGCUAUGACUACAUUUAAAAUAUUCAUUUAUACUUGUUUAUAUCUAAGACUCAAAGCUUGACUUUACGAUUGCCUGUGAAAGAACCUUUUAUCUAUUGUUUUCUUUACCUGUUGUUGUAUCAAACUCUUUAAAACUCGAGAAUGCCUGUCUAGAAAGAUAAAAGGGGAACAUUUAAAAAAAGCUGUCUAUCUCUUGAUUGCUUAGAACGUAUUUCCAUAGUCAAUGAUGGUUCAAUAGGUAAACUAAGUCCUAUAAACCUGAACUCCUUUAUGGUUAAUACUAUUAAGCAAGAAUUCAAUACACAGUUGGCCAAAGGAUGGAUUUAUUUCAAUAAACUCAAUUUUAAAAGUU
This is a messenger RNA of Molossus molossus (Pallas's mastiff bat), 2248 nucleotides long. RefSeq names its product selenoprotein P (gene SELENOP). Gene Ontology annotation, molecular function: selenium binding. The transcript is spliced from 5 exons. Gene Ontology annotation, biological process: selenium compound metabolic process. The record is from RefSeq and is a predicted model, not a curated record. Gene Ontology annotation, cellular component: extracellular region. NCBI's taxonomy places the organism in Eukaryota, Metazoa, Chordata, Mammalia, Chiroptera, Molossidae.